Messenger RNA from Tachyglossus aculeatus (Australian echidna), 2478 nucleotides. RefSeq names its product CCR4-NOT transcription complex subunit 8 (gene CNOT8). Lineage: Eukaryota; Metazoa; Chordata; Mammalia; Monotremata; Tachyglossidae. Gene Ontology annotation, molecular function: nucleic acid binding; poly(A)-specific ribonuclease activity. The record is from RefSeq and is a predicted model, not a curated record. The transcript is spliced from 7 exons. Gene Ontology annotation, cellular component: CCR4-NOT core complex; P-body; CCR4-NOT complex. The coding region runs from base 326 to 1204 and encodes 292 amino acids.
UCCAUGCAUUUGUAUCAUUCGAGCAGAAUCUAACCCUUAACAAUGUUUCAGUCGUGUUUGUCGAGGCACUUUCUGGGUGCAGAGCGCUAUACUAAGCACUUGGGAAAGUUUCCUUCCGUUCCCCACAGAUGCGUCUGCUUGAUCCGGAAUUAGGGAUCGUCUUGGAUCAAGUACCUUUAGGUACUUGAUAUUCGCCCCUCAACCAGCCCCACCACACUUCUGUAUCGGCCCCCCCCACAACCUGCCCCCAACGCCCCAGUGACUUGCCCUGUUCCACCCAUUCUGAGUUGGAGGUGUCUUCUCCAGCUUCUCCAGCUUCUCCAGGAUGCCGGCAGCACUUGUGGAGAACAGCCAGGUUAUCUGUGAAGUGUGGGCCAGCAAUCUAGAAGAGGAGAUGAGGAAGAUCCGAGAAAUCGUCCUCAGUUACAGCUACAUUGCCAUGGACACCGAAUUUCCAGGUGUUGUGGUGCGACCGAUCGGUGAAUUCCGCAGCUCCAUAGAUUACCAGUACCAGCUGCUGCGAUGUAACGUUGACCUCCUGAAAAUCAUCCAGCUGGGGCUCACGUUCACGAACGAGAAAGGGGAGUACCCUUCUGGGAUCAACACGUGGCAGUUCAACUUUAAAUUCAACCUCACAGAGGACAUGUACUCCCAAGACUCCAUAGACCUCCUUGCAAACUCCGGGCUGCAGUUCCAGAAGCACGAAGAGGAAGGCAUCGACACCUUGCACUUCGCGGAGCUGCUGAUGACGUCGGGAGUGGUCCUCUGCGACAACGUCAAGUGGCUGUCAUUUCACAGUGGUUAUGAUUUUGGCUACAUGGUGAAGCUACUGACUGAUUCCCGACUGCCCGAGGAGGAGCAUGAGUUUUUCCACAUCCUGAACCUCUUCUUUCCCUCCAUCUAUGAUGUGAAGUACCUGAUGAAGAGCUGCAAAAAUCUCAAAGGAGGGCUUCAGGAAGUUGCUGAUCAGCUGGAUUUGCAGCGUAUUGGAAGGCAGCAUCAGGCAGGUUCGGACUCGCUGCUCACGGGAAUGGCGUUCUUCAGGAUGAAAGAGUUGUUUUUUGAGGACAGUAUCGAUGACGCCAAGUACUGUGGGAGGCUGUACGGCCUUGGCACCGGCGUGGCACAGAAGCAGAAUGAGGAUGUGGACUCUGCUCAGGAGAAGAUGAGCAUCCUGGCUAUUAUCAAUAAUAUGCAGCAGUGACCGUGGGGUACAGCCUUUCAGGAUGGGCCAGUUCUGUUGUGGUGCUUGCUGUCCUGGACUGUGAGGUGUGUGUACGUGUGUGUGUGUGUGUGUGUGUGUGUGCGCGCGCGUGCGUGCGUGGUGUCUGUCUCACUUUACCGCCCCCCCUUUUCCUCCAGAAAAAGCUAUUGAACAUAUUGUAUCUCCAGUCCGCAUCGAGCCGAGCGACUGUUGUUUUACUAAAGACAAAUGUCUUUAUUUUAGAUCCGGAAAAGGGAAAUUCAUGCUGAAUUAUUCACGAGCAGCUCCCCCCCCCAACUCUCCUCCUCCCUGUCACGGCAUAGUAAUACCAGCAUCAAGGCCUCACCACUUGACUCCUUUUUAAUAUCCACGCCAAGCCGGAAACCAGUAAAAUGUAUAUAUAACUCUUCUCUGUUGUCCUUCUUUUUCUUUUAAACUUACUGCAAAUCGGGGAGACUGAAGGUCUUAGUGAAGGUCACAGCUUGGAAAUGUACCGACAGUGAGAGGAACUGAUGCGCUUAGGGGAUUGUUUGUAGGCUUAGAUGGUAGUUUUGGUGUUUUUUUUUUCCUCUCUCUCUGUAUUACAUGGAUAUUUGCUCAUCACUGCUGGCAGUUUGGGACUAACCCUUCUCUAAAGCAAACUACAGCUUGGUUAAGUCUUUCUGCCCUUCAGUCUUGAUGGCAUUUGGAGGGGUCUCCUAAGAGCUGAAAUGAUGUCAUUUUCUUAUGUCAUUUGCCUGGUGUGCCAAUGGCUUCCUCAGAAAUGUUCUGGAAUUCAUGGGGAAAAGGCACGAUAACUUCCCUUCCCUUUCCCACGGAAAUGAGCCAAACGAUUGUUCGGACCAAAUAUCUCUUCUGAUUGCAGAUGGUGCUUUUAACCUCUUCCUCAUUUCCUUCCCCUUUACUUGGCCUUCCAGCAAGGCUAAGUCUAGGAGGUGGGGAAAUGAGAGAACUGGGAAGUUACCCGCUUGUAGUGGAAAAUAGGACAGCAAAGGACUUCAAUUUUGCUCUUCUAGCAAUCCUUUGGAAUAAUAACCCACACCUGGGAUAGGGUACUCACGACACGGAAUAUGUUUUAUUCUUUGAAUGACCAGAACAUGGAACUGAGGACCUUUAAAGCUGACGACUGACUGAAGCAGAGUAACAGUCUUGCCUCUGGACAAGCUUCUCGAUUUGCAAUGCUUAAAACUGUGUCAAGUAUUACGCUGGUAUUUCAAAUGCUUGUAAAUAUUAUUUAUGUUUUUAAUUUUGUAAAAUAAAGAUUUUUUUAACCA